AGCGCCGGGAGGGAGGAGCUGUCGACGUCGCCACCGCCUAGCCGUCGUCACUGCCGCGGCUAUUGUGACUUCCCAGAGUGUGAGAGCUUGGAGGCUGCGAGUGUAGACUUCUCGCUGCCACAGUCUCCGGAGCUCCGGAGGUUUAACCACCGCACGGAACAGCCAGACAGGAAUUUAAAGAAGAAACGGAAAUGGAUCCAAGCAUGGGUGUGAGUUCUGUCACCAUUUCUGUAGAGGGUAUGACAUGCAAUUCCUGCGUUCGGACCAUUGAGCAGCAGCUUGGGAAACUGAAUGGUGUUCACCACAUCAGAGUUUCAUUAGAAGAAAAGAAUGCAACUAUUAUUUAUGACCCUAAAAUACAUACUCCAAAGACUCUACAAGAAGCCAUCGAUGACAUGGGCUUUGAUGCUAUUCUCCAGAAUUCUAACCCACUCCCAGUUUUAACUAAUACUGUAUUUCUGACUGUUACUGCUCCACUGGCUCCACCGUGGGACCAUAUCCAAAGUACAUUGCUCAAGACCAAGGGUGUGACUGACAUUAAAAUUUCCCCUCAGCAAAGAACUGCAGUAGUGACAAUAAUCCCUUCUAUAGUGAGUGCCAGUCACAUAAUAGAGUUGGUUCCUGACCUCAGUUUAGAUAUUGGAACUCAGGAGAAAAAGCCAGGAAUCUGUGAAGACCCCAGCAUGACUCAAGCAGGUGAAGUCAUGCUGAAGAUGAAGGUGGAGGGUAUGACCUGCCACUCAUGCACAAGCACCAUUGAAGGAAAAAUUGGGAAACUGCAAGGUGUUCAGCGAAUUAAAGUCUCCCUGGACAAUCAAGAAGCUACUAUUGUUUAUCAGCCUCAUUUGAUCACUGUAGAGGAAAUAAAGAAACAGAUUGAAGCAGCAGGCUUCCCAGCAUUUGUCAAAAAACAGCCCAAGUACCUGAAAUUGGGAGCUAUUGAUGUCGAGCGCCUAAAGAACACACCAGUGAAAUCUCCAGAAGGAUCUCAGCAAAGGAGUCCCUCACACACCAGUGAUUCUACAGCUAUUUUCAUCAUAGAUGGCAUGCAUUGUAAAUCAUGUGUGUCAAAUAUCGAAAGUGCUUUCUCUACACUCCAAUAUGUAAGCAGCAUUGUCGUUUCUUUAGAGAAUAGGUCUGCCACUGUAAAAUACAAUGCAAGUUCAGUAACUCCAGAAACUCUGAGAAAAGCAAUAGAGGCUGUCUCACCAGGACAAUAUAGAGUUAGCAUUGCAAGUGAAGUUGAGAGUACUUCCAACUCUCCCUCUGCCACUUCUCCUCAAAAGACACCUUUGAAUACAGUUAGCCAGCCUCUGACUCAGGAAACCCUGAUAAACAUUGUUGGCAUGACUUGUAAUUCCUGUGUGCAGUCUAUUGAGGGGGUCAUAUCAAAAAAGCCAGGUGUGAAAUCCAUCCGCGUCUCCCUAGCAAACAGCAAUGGGACUGUGGAGUAUGAUCCUCUACUCACUUCUCCAGAGACCUUGAGAGAAGCAAUAGAAGACAUGGGAUUUGAUGCCACCUUAUCAGCAGACCUCAGUGAGCCAUUGGUAGUGAUAGCUCAGCCCUCAUCGGAAAUGUCACUUUUGCCUUCAGCGAAUGAAUCAGAUAAAAUGAUGACACCAGUACACAACAAGGAAGACACAAAGGCUUCUUCUAAGUGUUAUAUACAGGUCACUGGCAUGACUUGUGCCUCUUGUGUAGCAAACAUUGAACGGAAUUUAAGGCGAGAAGAAGGAAUACAUUCUGUGCUUGUGGCCCUGAUGGCUGGUAAGGCAGAAGUGAGGUAUAAUCCUACUGUUAUACAACCCUCAAUGAUAGCAGAGUUAAUCCGAGAGCUUGGAUUUGGAGCCACUGUGAUUGAAAAUGCCGAUGAAGGAGAUGGUAUUUUGGAACUUGUUGUAAGAGGAAUGACUUGUGCUUCCUGUGUACAUAAAAUAGAAUCUACUCUUACAAAGCACCGAGGGAUCUUCUACUGCUCUGUGGCCCUGGCAACUAACAAAGCACAUGUUAAAUAUGAUCCAGAAAUUAUUGGUCCUAGAGACAUUAUCCACACAAUUGAAAGCUUAGGUUUUGAAGCUUCUUUGGUCAAGAAGGAUCGGUCAGCAAGUCACCUAGACCAUAAACGAGAAAUUAGACAAUGGAGACGAUCAUUCCUUGUAAGCCUGUUUUUCUGUAUUCCUGUGAUGGGGUUGAUGAUAUAUAUGAUGGCUAUGGACCACCACCUUGCCACUCUGCAUCAUAAUCAGAACAUAAGCAAUGAAGAAAUGAUCAACAUCCAUUCUUCAAUGUUCCUGGAACGCCAAAUCCUGCCAGGACUGUCCAUUAUGAAUUUGCUGUCGUUUUUAUUGUGCAUACCAGUACAGUUUUGUGGAGGUUUGUACUUCUACAUUCAGGCUUACAAAGCACUGAAGCAUAAGACAGCGAACAUGGACGUGCUGAUUGUGCUGGCCACCACCAUUGCAUUUGCCUAUUCGCUGAUUAUUCUCCUAGUGGCCAUGUAUGAGAGAGCCAAAGUGAACCCUAUUACCUUCUUUGACACCCCUCCUAUGCUUUUUGUAUUUAUUGCACUGGGCCGGUGGCUGGAACACAUAGCAAAGGGCAAAACAUCAGAGGCUCUUGCAAAGCUAAUUUCACUACAAGCUACAGAAGCAACUAUUGUAACUCUUAACUCGGAAAAUAUCCUCCUGAGUGAAGAACAGGUGGAUGUGGAGCUUGUACAACGUGGAGAUAUCAUUAAGGUUGUUCCAGGAGGCAAAUUUCCAGUGGAUGGUCGUGUUAUUGAAGGACAUUCUAUGGUUGACGAGUCUCUCAUCACAGGAGAGGCAAUGCCUGUGGCUAAAAAACCUGGCAGCACGGUGAUCGCUGGUUCCAUUAACCAGAAUGGGUCCAUACUUAUCCGUGCCACGCAUGUUGGAGCAGACACAACCCUUUCUCAAAUUGUCAGACUUGUGGAGGAGGCACAGACAUCAAAGGCUCCUAUCCAGCAGUUUGCAGACAAACUCAGUGGCUACUUUGUUCCUUUUAUCGUCUUUGUUUCCAUUGCUACCCUUGUGGUAUGGAUUAUAAUUGGAUUUCAGAAUUUCGAAAUUGUGGAAACCUACUUUCCUGGCUACAAUAGAAGUAUCUCCCGAACAGAAACAAUAAUACGCUUUGCUUUCCAAGCCGCCAUCACAGUUCUGUGUAUUGCAUGUCCCUGUUCCCUGGGACUGGCCACUCCAACUGCUGUGAUGGUGGGGACAGGAGUAGGUGCUCAAAAUGGCAUACUUAUCAAAGGUGGAGAGCCAUUGGAGAUGGCCCAUAAGGUAAAGGUAGUAGUCUUCGACAAGACUGGAACCAUUACCCAUGGAACUCCAGUGGUGAAUCAAGUAAAGAUUCUAGUGGAAAGUAACAGGAUGCCUCGCAGUAGGAUCCUGGCCAUUGUGGGAACUGCUGAGAGCAGCAGUGAGCACCCUCUAGGAACAGCGGUAACCAAGUACUGCAAACAGGAGCUGGACACUGAAACCUUGGGUACCUGUACAGAUUUCCAGGUUGUCCCAGGCUGUGGCAUUAGCUGCAAAGUCACCAAUAUUGAAGGCUUGAUCCAUAAGAACAACUGGAAGAUAGAGGAAAAUAACAUUAAAAAUGCAUCCCUUGUUGACAUUGAUUCAAGUAAUGAACUGCCAACUUCGUCUUCUAUGAUCAUUGAUGCCCAAUACUCAAAUACUGUUAAUACACAGCAGUACAAAGUCCUCAUUGGCAAUCGGGAGUGGAUGAUUAGAAAUGGUCUUGUUAUUAGUAAUGAUGUUGAUGAUUACAUGAUUGAACAUGAAAGGAGAGGUCGGACUGCUGUAUUGGUGGCAGUGGAUGAUGAACUAUGUGGCUUAAUCGCCAUUGCUGACACAGUGAAGCCCGAGGCAGAAUUGGCUGUCCAUAUUCUGAAGUCUAUGGGCUUAGAAGUAGUUUUGAUGACUGGAGACAACAGCAAAACUGCUAGAUCAAUUGCUUCUCAGGUUGGGAUUACCAAGGUGUUUGCUGAAGUUCUGCCUUCCCACAAAGUGGCUAAGGUGAAGCAACUUCAAGAGGAAGGCAAGCGGGUAGCAAUGGUUGGAGAUGGAAUUAAUGACUCCCCAGCUCUGGCCAUGGCAAAUGUUGGAAUUGCCAUUGGCACAGGCACAGAUGUAGCCAUCGAAGCAGCUGAUGUGGUUUUGAUAAGGAAUGAUCUUCUGGAUGUUGUGGCGAGUAUUGACUUAUCAAGAAAGACUGUCAAGAGAAUUCGGAUAAAUUUUGUCUUUGCUCUAAUUUAUAAUCUGAUUGGAAUUCCCAUAGCUGCUGGAGUUUUUAUGCCCAUUGGUUUGGUUUUGCAACCCUGGAUGGGAUCUGCAGCAAUGGCCGCAUCAUCUGUUUCUGUGGUUCUUUCUUCUCUCUUCCUCAAACUAUACCGGAAACCAACUUAUGAGAACUAUGUACUGCCUGCCCGGAGCCAAUUAGGACAGAAGAGCCCUUCGGAAAUCAGCAUUCACGUUGGGAUAGAUGACGCUUCAAGAAAUUCUCCUAAACUGGGUUUACUAGACCGGAUUGUUAAUUACAGCAGAGCCUCCAUAAACUCACUACUGUCUGAUAAACGUUCCCUAAACAGCGUGGGGACGAGUGAAGCAGACAAGCACUCCCUUCUGGUGGGGGACUUCAGGGAAGAUGACGACACCACGUUAUAGAAAGCGCCAGAGGAGGCUGCUGUUGAAAUUGUUAUGCACUGACAUUCAGCACAUCAUCUUGAAUUUUCAAACUCUUAUGGAAAGACUUUAUGUUGGUUUCUGGCUCUUAUAUAACAGAAUCAAUUUUGAUUGCAAUUGUUACAUGGCGGGGAAAUAUCACCAUCAGGACACAAGUUCUGAACCUAGCUUUAUCAAAAUGAGUGACCAGCAUGUUUUGUUUUCACUAAUGACAGACUAAGGGUAGAGCAGUGCAAUUGAAAACAAGAUCUUCCAUUAGAGAUUGCCCAGUGGCUGCUAAGGUAAUAGAUUCUUUUUUCUUCUUGACCAAAAUAAAA
This is a messenger RNA of Dipodomys spectabilis (banner-tailed kangaroo rat), 5026 nucleotides long. RefSeq names its product ATPase copper transporting alpha (gene Atp7a). Gene Ontology annotation, molecular function: ATP hydrolysis activity; ATP binding; copper ion binding. Bases 192 to 4691 code for a protein of 1499 amino acids. Lineage: Eukaryota; Metazoa; Chordata; Mammalia; Rodentia; Heteromyidae. The transcript has 23 exons. The record is from RefSeq and is a predicted model, not a curated record. Gene Ontology annotation, biological process: monoatomic cation transport. Gene Ontology annotation, cellular component: membrane.